CCUACACUUGCAUCACAUCUCAAGUCUUAUCAUCAUCAUCAUCAUCAUCUCUCAAGCUACCUACGUACAAAGAGAAGAACAGACCAACCAGCCACUUCCUUGUAUUUUUCAGUUCAGUUGUUGAAUAAGAAACCUCUGGCAAUAUUGGCAUAUAGGCUGUUUUGGAUAAUAGACUCUACUAGGAAGAGAUGGAAAGCAGUGUCACCUAUGAGACCGAUCUCAACCUCAAGGCAACUGAGCUUAGAUUGGGCCUCCCAGGAACAGAAGAAACUGUUAGAAUUACCAACAAAAGACCAUUGACUGAAACUUCUGAGGAGACUGUUUCUAAUGCUCAAAAAAAUGUGGAAGCUGAGGCAGCCCCUCCAGCCAAGGCAAAGAUAGUGGGGUGGCCACCAAUCAGAUCCUAUAGGAAAAACAGCCUUCAUGAGAAUGAGGGUGCUGGGAUUUAUGUGAAAGUAAGCAUGGAUGGAGCCCCUUACCUUAGGAAGAUUGACCUCAAGGUAUAUGGAGGCUACACACAACUUCUCAAAGCUCUAGAAAACAUGUUCAAGUUGACCAUAGGUGAGUACUCUGAAAAAGAAGGUUACAAGGGAUCUGACUAUGCACCAACUUAUGAAGACAAGGACGGUGACUGGAUGUUAGUUGGAGAUGUUCCAUGGGACAUGUUUGUGACUUCCUGCAAAAGGCUGAGGAUCAUGAAAGGAUCAGAGGCUCGGGGUUUGGGUUGUGGUGUAUGAGAAAGAAAGGGUCUGAGCUGAAAAAAAAAAGUGUUUUGGGGUUUGGGAAACCAUGGUUUGAGCUUGGGUUCUCGGAUCUAAAGGGUUCUGACUUUUGAAUCACUCUAGCUUAUGCAGUUUGUUGGCUGGAGUCAUAACUCUGAAGGAGGAGAUGAAAGACAUAGUGAAGUUUGGCAACUUUUAUGGUGGGAUGCUAUGCUAUUCCGUGUUCUUCUUUCCACUGAUCCUUUUUCAAGUUUCAGAAUGACAAAUCUCAUUGAGAUUGCAAAUGAAACUUUGUGUAGAACAAAUAUAGAAAAGUUUAUAUGUAAUAUUAAUUGUUUCCUCCAUGUUUUUUCUCUUUUAUCUUCAUACAACAAUACACUGUAAUAUACAGUUUUCGUAUGUGUCUGUGUUAUUCAAUGGAGCGCUUCAUUAUUAAUA
Vigna radiata var. radiata (mung bean) is the source of this 1160-nucleotide messenger RNA. Its product is annotated as auxin-induced protein 22B. The record is from RefSeq and is a predicted model, not a curated record. Gene Ontology annotation, biological process: regulation of DNA-templated transcription. The transcript is spliced from 4 exons. Lineage: Eukaryota; Viridiplantae; Streptophyta; Magnoliopsida; Fabales; Fabaceae. Bases 189 to 737 code for a protein of 182 amino acids. Gene Ontology annotation, molecular function: protein binding. Gene Ontology annotation, cellular component: nucleus.